This is a messenger RNA of Conger conger (European conger), 3541 nucleotides long. RefSeq names its product GDNF family receptor alpha-4-like. The record is from RefSeq and is a predicted model, not a curated record. Gene Ontology annotation, biological process: nervous system development. The transcript is spliced from 8 exons. Gene Ontology annotation, molecular function: signaling receptor activity. Gene Ontology annotation, cellular component: signaling receptor complex; external side of plasma membrane. The coding region runs from base 529 to 1839 and encodes 436 amino acids. Lineage: Eukaryota; Metazoa; Chordata; Actinopteri; Anguilliformes; Congridae.
AGAGUACGGACUCCUUCGCGCCGCUGUUCAGCCACAGGGGCGCCCGCGUAUACUUGGAGCUGGUGGAGAAAGAAGCCAACAACUCCUAUAGAUUGUGGAUAUUUGCUGGAUAUUUUCUAGUAAAAUAAAAGCCAUGGACGGAUUUUGUCAACUUUGACUAUAAGCAAUUAAGACGACUGUCGAGGGACUACGGGAAGCGGAUUCCUUAACCUACACGUAGUUUCCAUAGUUUGCUUUCUUCCACCAGCCCCAGUUCCUUUGGUUACGUUGAGUCAUCUGGUAUUUGCGCAACGAUUUCCUUUCCUAAGAUACCUGUUUCCAGAUACACUGACGAUCCAGUAGCGACAGACUUCAAAAAGGAUGUUCUUCGUGUGUUCGUUUUUGCGCCGCACAAUUUGGAUUGUUCUAACCACAAUCACGGAAAGACCAUUCUGAAUCUCAUUUUAAAACAAAAGUUUGGUGGUUAAUUAAAAGCACAAAGGACGAUAAAGCCGUUACUUAUUUUUGGAUUGUCUAACACCAUUCGGGAUGGAGAUUGUAGGAAUGCACCUGUUUCAGGUGGCUUUUAUAGGGCUCCUGUGGGAGGCGCUGUGCGGGGAGAAGGACUGCCUGCUGGCGGGGGACUCCUGCUCCAGCGACGAGGCCUGCAGCCCCAGGCUGCGGACGCUGCGGCAGUGUGUGGCGGGAGACGGGAGCAUGAAGCUGGGCCCCAGCGCCCGGAGCCACUGCGAGAACGCCGUGAGCGCCCUGCUCUCCAGCCCCCUGCAGGGCUGCCAGUGCAAGCGUGGCAUGAAGAGGGAGAAAAACUGCCUCAGCAUCUACUGGAGCCUGCACCAAUCAGUGCUGCACGGGCUCAGUCUGGUGGAGAGUUACCCAUAUGAAGCGGUGGAGAAGGGCUACGACUAUGUCCGCCUCGCGUCCAUCGCUGCGGGAUCCGAGGCCGGCAUGACGACGGUGAACCGUUGCCUUGACGCGGCGAAGGCCUGCAACGUUGACGAGACGUGUCAGAAGCUGCGGACGGAGUACGUCUCGGCCUGCAUCAAACCCUCCACCGCCAAAACCGCCGUGUGCAACCGGCCGCGGUGCAGCAAGGCGCUGAGGAAGUUCUUCGACCGCGUCCCUCCGGACUACACGCACGCGCUGCUGUUCUGCCCCUGCUCUGACACGGCCUGCGCAGAGAGACGCAGGCAGACCAUCGUCCCCGGCUGCUCCUACGACGACCGCGACCGGCCAAACUGCCUGGCCCAGCUGCGUGUCUGCAAGGCCGACUACGUCUGCAGGUCUCGAUGGGCCCAGUUCCAGUACGACUGCCAGCCGUCCGCCAACUCCGCCAACGGCUGCAAACAGGAGAACUACGGAGCCUGCCUACUGGCCUAUACCGGCAUGAUCGGAAGUACAAUCACUCCCAACUACCUGGACAAUUCCACCUCCAACGUGGCGCCCUGGUGCAGCUGUUCAGCCAGCGGGAACCAGAAGGAACAAUGUGGCGAAUUCCUGGCCUAUUUCACCAACAACAUCUGCCUGAAAAACGCCAUCGCUGCUUUUGGAAACGGGUCAGACACGAGCCCCACCCCCAGUCCAGCAGGACCACCCAGCUCAGGGGGGACAGAGCUACAGGACCUGAGCACCCCCACCGCCCCCCCUGCUGCUGCCAUGGAAACGGAGACCGGUGUCCUGAGCGAGCUCAUACCCACACAGGCCACGGAGAAGGACCGCUUUUGGGGCGACUCCACCCUCCCCUCCGAUGGCCUCUCUGACCAGGCGUCUAGCCACGCCCCCGGCCUCUUUCCGAGCUGGAGCUGGCUGCUGCCUGCGCUGCUUACACUCUGCCACCACUAGAGGGCACUGCCGCAGCCCUGAGACUGGACUCUGUGGAGCAGCAGGGGUGGGGUGGGGAUGGGAGGGGGGUUGGAGAGACAUAUAGAUAUUAUAUAUACUGUAUUCAUGUUUGUGGAGAGAAGGCGAUGCCUAUAUCCACCUUUCCCCAUUGUCAUCUCCUGUUCUGAUCCUAAUACCCGCAGACAACUACACCUGCAGGAUCUAUUGGGUGUGUUUGUAUGUGUGUGUGUGUGUGUGUGUGUGUGUGUGUGUGUGUGUGUGUGAGAGAGAGAGAGAGAGAGAGAGAGAGUGUGUGUGUGUGUGUGUGUGUGUGUGCAUGUGUGAGCGUGUGUGAGUGUGUGUGUCAGACCUGGGUCAAAUAUGUAACUGUUUUGGAUUGAAAUACUUUUCUGAGCUUGAUUGAUCUUGCCUGGUGCAAUUGAGCCAACCAGGAGGACCAGAAGGUGGGGUUUGCACUUUUUGAGAGUAUUUUCAUAGGUUCCAAUACACCAGACAAACUCAGUAAAGUGUAGAAAAGUAUUAGAAUUGAGAGAGAGAGAGAGAGAGAGAGAGAGAGAGAGAGAGAGAGAGAGAGAGAGAGAGAUUAUGUGAGAAGCAUCAGAAGUGUCAGGAAUUAACCCCUACAAGAGACCAAAAUGGCCGUCUUUAAAUGGAGUCAGUUUAUGUGUGUACACGGUGUUGGGGUGGGGUUCGGGGUGUGGACAGGGAGGGGAGGAGGGUGCUGGAGGCCCCACCCCUGGAACUGAGGUGUGUUUUGACUUCUUAUACAGUUUUACUCCCUCUCAAGGGAGAGGACUUUGUAUCUCAACAUUCCUCUGUGUAAAAUGACAAAACAAUCCUUUUUCUCCACAUGAGCUGAUAUUGUGAUUCAUAAUGUAAUUUUAGUCACUGUUUUAAUCAAUGAUGUCAUUUUACAUUUGUGUCAUAAUUUCGUCAAAAGAAUUGAAAAAAAACAACAAAAAAAAACAAGUUACGUUACCCGUACAAGCACCAAAAUACAUUUUUUGGGAAAAAAAAGAAGAUGAAAAAAGAAGGGAAAUAUGAUUCAACGCUUGAUACUUUUUUAAACCACUCGUAUUAUAUAAAUUGUGUUUGGAUAAGAACUUAACUACCUGUGUCCAUAGAUGGAACAAGGACUUCAAAUAACUCCAAUAGGCUUUACUGGUAUUAAAAAGACUGUUUCUGAUAGAUGCUGGAUUGACAACACUCUGGAGAAGUGGACUAUAUAUACAUAUAUAUAUAUAUUUUUUGAAAUGCAUUUGGAUCAGGAAUGGAAAGUGGACUCAUGUUUCAUGAGCUGUUCCGUACGCAGAGCAUAUUCGAAUAUUUGGAUAUUCUCCCCGCCCCCAUGCAGCCAAUACAAGACCCUGAUUGGCCAGUUGCCCAUGACUGCCAUCUCCCCAAGCUCCAAUUGUUUUUUUUGUUCUCCAACAACUCACAAGAGGUCAGCCAUUUUGUAUGAUUGAAAAGGAGUCAAUCUGGAGGCAAAAUCAAGCUUUCGUGUGAUUUGCAGGAACAAUCUCUUGUUUCACUUUGAAAACAGCCCCGGCCCAUUUCCUUUGUACCCAAUCAAUUGGUUGUAAUUGUCAGGGUGCAUCUUAAAUCGAGAGUAUGUGUGGGGUUGGGGUUGUGGAUUUUCGUAAAAAAAAAAAAUCAGGAUACAUGUUGAUUCGCUGCAAAUAAAAGCUACCGAAUGAUACGA